AUGUGUCUGCAGAGUCCGAUACUCAACGUAACGAUGAGUUCCAGCCUCCAAAGUAGAACGAGUGACCCGGAUUGUCUGCUUCAAGGCUACUGGACGACCUACUCUAAGAACGAUCCAACGACUGCAGCCAAAAGCUUAGAGUUCGAGGAGGAAGCUCGAAUGCUCUGGUGCGCUGAUUGUGGUGACCCCGUACCAAAUCUGGCCGGUCUCACACUCCUUUUUACAUCGAGGGCAUGUCAUGGGCAUGCUAAUCAAGACUCCACAAGUUAUCUUAUUGAGGCUUGCGAGAUGGCCAAACGGAUAAAAUUAUUCGGUGUCCAAGAUACCAUCACUGCUUUUCAACCUCAAUCACUGACGGAUGAGGCCCCAUACGCCGUACAACAAGCGACUUGGGGAGCUUUCAACCUCUACAAGUGA
Macroventuria anomochaeta is the source of this 417-nucleotide messenger RNA. RefSeq lists its product as uncharacterized. The coding region runs from base 1 to 417 and encodes 138 amino acids. The record is from RefSeq and is a predicted model, not a curated record. The transcript has 2 exons. Lineage: Eukaryota; Fungi; Ascomycota; Dothideomycetes; Pleosporales; Didymellaceae.